GCCUGCCGUGUUCCGACGGUUCGCUCUCCGGCGCUGGGAAGCGAAGCUUCCGCCGUCCCCGAGCAUGGGAUGGAUGAGCCGUGCGAGCGCGACUCCUGCUCGGCGGCCGCCGGCAUAAAAGAAGGAGCGGGUCGGGAUCCCUGGGACGCACCGCUGGAUUUGCUGGAAGGCGGCCAGAUGGGCAACAAGAGCAAUGUGUCCUUCCUGCAGCUCUUCAAGAACUUCAAUUUGGAACGAGCCGAUGGGAUGCAAGGAGACAGCUCCGACGUGGUGCGGAUUGUCAUCUCCCUGGUGUACUCCGUGGUGUGUGCCCUGGGGCUGGUGGGCAACCUGCUGGUUCUCUACCUGAUGAAAAGUAAGCAAGGCUGGAGGAAGUCCUCCAUCAACCUCUUUGUGACGAGCCUGGCUGUGACUGACUUCCAGUUUGUGCUGACCUUACCCUUCUGGGCUGUGGAAAAUGCCCUAGAUUUCAACUGGCUCUUCGGCAAAGCUAUGUGUAAGAUUGUCUCCUAUGUGACAGCCAUGAACAUGUAUGCCAGUGUCUUCUUCCUCACUGCCAUGAGUGUGGCUCGAUAUCGCUCUGUGGCUUCAGCCUUGAAGAACCAGGGGCGAGGUGACCCUCUGGGUGGCUGCUGCUCUGCCAAGUGGCUUUGUGCAUUCAUCUGGUUGUUAGCAAUCGUGGCUUCUCUGCCCCAAGCCAUUUUUUCCACCACUGCCACCGUCUUUGAUGAUGUCCUCUGCCUUGUAAAGUUCCCCGAGGGCCGAGGCAGCAAUGCACAGUUCUGGCUGGGUCUGUACCAAACCCAAAAGGUGCUGCUGGGCUUCGUGCUGCCUCUGGCCAUUAUCAGCCUCUGCUACUUGCUCCUGGUGCGCUUCAUCAGUGACAAGCACGUUGGCAGUACCUGCAGUGGUCCCAGCACCAAACGCCGCUCUAAAGUGACUAAGUCAGUGUCCAUCGUGGUGCUGUCAUUCUUCUUGUGCUGGCUGCCCAACCAAGCACUCACAACGUGGGGCAUCCUCAUCAAGCUCAAUGUGGUGCACUUCAGUGCUGAGUAUUUCCUCUCCCAGGUGUACCUCUUCCCCAUCAGCGUGUGCCUGGCACACUCCAACAGCUGCCUCAACCCCGUCCUCUACUGCCUGAUGCGCAGGGAGUUCCGCAAGGCACUGAAGAGCCUCCUCUGGAGGAUCACCUCGCCUUCUCUCACCACCAUGCGUCCUUUCACUGAUACCACCAAGCCAGAGCAGGAGGAGCAAGCCCUGCAUGCCUUGGUGCCUGCCCACCCUGUUGCACCUGCUGCAGCUGCAGCUGCGGCUGCCCAACCGGAGCUGGCUUACUACCCACCUGGGGUGGUGGUGUACAGCAGCCGAUGUGACAUGCUGCCCACUGCCUCCAUGGAGCAACAGUACUGAGAUGGCUUUGGGGAUGGGACUGGGAGGGGGUUCUGUGCAGGAUGUGGCCCUGGGACAUUGAAUGCCUGUUAGGAACAAGGGGAGGUGAGAUAGGUGGGCAAGGGUGGGAGAAGCUUUUCUGGAGUUGUCUGCUCUUGGAAGCUGUGUGAUGAAAAUUAUCUUGAAAGUGUGCCCCAGAAUGGAGAACAGGAGGAGGAAGGGAUGUUGUGGGAUGCUAGGCAUCAGGGGGUCUCUCAGAGAUGCUUUUCAUUACUUGCACUUGUCCUGGCUCCUGCUGGAGCUCCAGCUGAGGGCUCAGCCAGCAAGGGUGAGGCUGGUUGGGGUGAAGCAAGGCUGUUCCACAGCAUCUUGGUAUGGGCAUGAAGGGGCCAGGAAAAGCAGGUACAGGGCUCCUGCUUGUUCAGGCUCAACUCUUUUCUCCCUUCCUAGGGACCAACCAAGAGGGGAGAAGGAGUGCUGUGCUUCUCUUUGAAUCCUUGCAGGAUCUACUUCUCCAGCUUCUUCAUCCCCUCUGCUACUACCGGCAUACAGAGCAGGAUAACAGAUACUGGACAUCCAAGGAGAAAGCCUGGGACAGGACUUGCAGCUUCACGAAGAGGGGUUGCUUUGGUUGGCUUUGGAGGGAAGGGAGUUGCACCCUACCACCUCUUAACAGCCCAGCUGUUAAGGCAUCUGUCCAGGCAUAUGGAGACUGCAGGUUCUGUUCUGUGCCUCAGACUGCUGGGCAGCUCACUCCAGCAGAUCAGCACAAUUGUAAAUAAAGGAGAAAAAGGGGAAAAAAAUCUACUUCAAACUGUUUGCUCCAGGAUACUUCUUAUUUCAGCUAAAACAAAUCACAAAGUUUUGUGGGAUCUGCACUGACACUUGCCAGUGUUUCAGUUAACUCAGUCUCAAAUCCUAAGGUGUGAGAAGCCCAAGAAGCUGCAGUUCAGCACCCCAGAGAAGGGCAGAAACUUCCUGUCCCAACCAGUGUUCCAAAGAAACAGCUGGGGAAUAAUUUGGGAUUGAUCUGAAACGAACUUGUAAAAGCAUGGGAAAAAAAAAAAAAAAGUG
This is a messenger RNA of Phasianus colchicus (ring-necked pheasant), 2463 nucleotides long. RefSeq names its product relaxin family peptide receptor 3 (gene RXFP3). Lineage: Eukaryota; Metazoa; Chordata; Aves; Galliformes; Phasianidae. The record is from RefSeq and is a predicted model, not a curated record. Gene Ontology annotation, biological process: cell chemotaxis; positive regulation of cytosolic calcium ion concentration; immune response. Gene Ontology annotation, cellular component: membrane; external side of plasma membrane. Gene Ontology annotation, molecular function: C-C chemokine binding; C-C chemokine receptor activity.